GAAGUCCUUCUUCAGUCCGUAUCUGCACUCUAGAUUAACCUGCAAAGCCCCGAGGUGGAUCCUCGGGGUAGACACUCCGAUGCUUAAGUCAGCAAUAAUUGAGGCUACCUUUAAAGCGUAGACACAAGGAGCUUAGGGUUGGUUUCAAUUACCUUUUGGCGUGGCCCUUAAGAGGUAUUUAUAUGUUCCAAUGCAGAAUCCACGCGGCAUGCCAAUCAAGAUGCACAAGGCUCGAAACUUAUCAUAUCACACUCUGAUACCACCAAAAUCUGAAGAUCAAAUUAUAAAAUCCUCUCUGAUAUCAUAAGAUCUCGAAAUACACUCUGGUUUACAAGAUCAUGAUUUAUCUAAAGCUAUGCUCAAUUUACAAGUGGCUAGCCUUUUAUCACGUCACUCCCCUUGAUUUCCGAGUCUCAGGGCACACUACCUGAAAUGGUGGACGAGAAAAACGAGGUGAGAUAACUCAGUAAGUAAAAUAUGGAUUGCCCUUAAUUAAACUUACAGCAUGCCACAUGUGCAAUCACGCAAAACAGGUACAGUACGGGAACGAAAUAGACGUCUCCUCUAUAGGUCACAGCCAGUGUUAUAAACCUCCCACUGGCAGGCUACAGAAUUUGCUGGUGUAUAAUCCCCACUAGCAGGGUCAUUGAACGAACCGGUUCUAUCAAUAACAUGUCGACAUGUGCUAGCGUUUAUAAACCUCCCACUAGCGGGCACACGAAUAACAUGACCAUAUCGGAGACAAAACAGGCAGAAGUUAACAGAAAAAUCACGAUUCACAAUCACUUUCAAAUCAUCAGGACAAUCACUUAAAUUUCAAGUAGGCAUACUCAAUUUAAUGAAAAGCAUAAAACAUUUCACUUCAA
Messenger RNA from Rubroshorea leprosula, 866 nucleotides. Lineage: Eukaryota; Viridiplantae; Streptophyta; Magnoliopsida; Malvales; Dipterocarpaceae. The record is from the annotation of a GenBank genome assembly.